AUGGCAGAGAAGGCCCGAGUCCUUCUCGUGGGCAGCGGGGGCAUAGGAACCAUGACGGCCGUGAACCUGGAAAAGGGCGGGCUGGCGACCGUGGCGGCCGUGCUGCGAUCGAAUUACAGCGUGGUCAAAGAGAAAGGUUUCACCAUCGACUCGUGUGAUCAUGGCAAGUUCAAUGCGUGGAAGCCAUCCGAAGUGCUGUCCAAGGUGCCGGACGUCACGGCGCCCGACGGACCAGGAUCGAUCAAACCAUUCGACUAUGUCAUUGUCACCACCAAGAACAUCCCGGAUGUCCCACCAACCGUGGCCGACUUGAUCCGUCCAGCCGUCACGCCCGGCCAUUCAGUCAUUGUGCUCAUCCAGAACGGAUUGAACAUCGAGAAGCCACUGAUGCAGGCCUUCCCGGACAACAUCUGUCUCUCGGGGGUGUCAUUGAUGGGUGCCGACGAGCUAAGUCCAGGGCACAUCCUCCAGAACGACGUGGACAGGCUUUUCAUCGGCCCAUUCCUGUCCGGUAAAAUUGAUCAGCACAAGCAGGUCGCUGCCGCAGAGGAGUUUGUACGAGUAUACUCCGCAUCGGGCAAAGUGCAGUGUUCGUAUCAGGCGGACGUGCUGUUUGUUCGGUGGAGAAAGCUCAUGUAUAACGCCGUGUGGAAUCCAAUUUGUGCACUGACAGACCUGGACACCACCCGCUUUCGACUAGCAUCCGACGUCCAGGACCGGGCCAACCCCCUCGAUUUGCUGGUGAGGCCGGCAAUGAAUGAGAUCCGUGCGGCAGCCCAAGCUGCAGCAAACGUCGAGUUGCCAGAGUCCCUGGUGGAGUCGAUGGUGGAGUGUGAUCCCAUGGAGAUAUUCUGCGCUCCAAGCAUGUUGCAGGAUCGGCGAAAAGGGCGCUUUAUUGAGUACGAGAACAUCCUGGGCGAGGCACUGAGGGAGGGCGAGAGGGCAGGGAUCGCAAUGCCCACCGUCAAGUGCCUGUACGGUCUUUGCAAGGCAGUUCAGUGGAGAACCAUGGAGCUGAACGGCUUGGUCGACGCCCAGAAGCUGCUGGAGGCCAGGACAGCCAACCACGGCACAUCGGGUGCUUGA
Fonsecaea multimorphosa CBS 102226 is the source of this 1086-nucleotide messenger RNA. RefSeq lists its product as uncharacterized. The record is from RefSeq and is a predicted model, not a curated record. Lineage: Eukaryota; Fungi; Ascomycota; Eurotiomycetes; Chaetothyriales; Herpotrichiellaceae. Gene Ontology annotation, biological process: pantothenate biosynthetic process. Gene Ontology annotation, cellular component: cytoplasm. Bases 1 to 1086 code for a protein of 361 amino acids. The transcript has a single exon. Gene Ontology annotation, molecular function: 2-dehydropantoate 2-reductase activity.